CCCGGAUGCUGAUGCGCGCAAAGCGAAUCACUUGUGAAUCUUUAGCCCUGGGAAGAUGCCACUGCCCUGUCAGCGGGUUGACAUCGCGGAUCCCAGAUUGACAGAUUCGAGACGACCGUUGGGAUUUCCGAGACGGGGAAUCCCCAUCAUCGGUCGGCCGCCGGCAUACACGUAUGCGGUCUGCGCCACACUGCGAGCAAGCCGGCCGCGAUGCAGUGCGAUGUUACCCCGAGCCUCAAGGCGGACCUGUACCUAUUGUCGUGCCCUUUGUUCGGGACGGAUGGAGAUGCAGUGGCAGGCAUACUACUACGCAGUACGGAUAGAAGAAAGUUUAGAUCGGACCCCUGGUCCUCUCCAUACCAAUACUACCGAAACGGCCACCGUGAUCAAGGCAAUCGUCGUAUACCGAUAUUUCCAACAAAUCAGACCCACGGAAUGGCCGCUCCCUCGAUCCAUGGCGACCCGGGACAACGCACAUGGGCAUUGCAAAUGGGGCGGGAACCAUUGGCGGCCUGGCCGAGAAGUUGGUUCAAGUGUUUAUUCGCGAUGGGUACGGUAAAGGUUUACUGGUCGUAGCUUUUGCCGCCCGGGGUGCAGAGUGGAAUGAAUGCUGGGAGAGUUUGUGCGGCGCCCAGUAACAAUUGAUGGGUUUGGUGGCUGGUACCGGAGCCACAGAGAAGAUGGCGAUGGCGCCUUCCACGACGGUGGCUCAAACUGAAACCAGUGGUUGGUUCGUUGACUGUGUGGACGUCGCAUCCAGAGAGGACAAGACAACACA
Messenger RNA from Colletotrichum navitas, 778 nucleotides. RefSeq lists its product as uncharacterized. Bases 56 to 559 code for a protein of 167 amino acids. The transcript is spliced from 2 exons. NCBI's taxonomy places the organism in Eukaryota, Fungi, Ascomycota, Sordariomycetes, Glomerellales, Glomerellaceae. The record is from RefSeq and is a predicted model, not a curated record.